UUUUUCAAAAAAAUCUGAUAAGCAUAACUGAUGAAAAUAAAAGUUUAAUUCUCGUAUCUAAUCUAUUAAAAUAGAGUCCUAUUUUUUAUCUACCGUUGGAAAGUUGUCACUUAAAUUUGAAAUGGUCUAACAAGAUAAUGUUAUAUAUCUAAAAUAUUAUAAAUACAUUUAUUAUAAUUCAGUUACUAAAGAUUUGAUCAUAUGGGUUAUAUCAAUAUCAUCGGAUAAUACAGUAAUCAAUUUAACAAUAGUUAGAUUCUCUCUCAGAUAAAUACUAUUUUUUAUUUAAUAUAUUUGUUCAUAGGGUAUAAUGGUUUUAGAAUAUACUCUAAGUAAAAUUAUAUUCACAUAAUCUUGAUUUACCUAACAAUCUAACAAUUCUUUUUUUUUGUCAAAAACUAACUAUUCUUUUUUGUCACAAUCUAACUAUUCAGCUCAACAAUUUAGGUGAAAAUUCUACUAAAUCACCUUAGUUAUUAUAACAAGUAGUAAUAGUAAUUACAGAAUUAUUAAGAUCUCAACGUGCUAUGAAAUCUCUACUGUAUAUAUAUAUAGUAUUCACAAACUCAUAAUUUUCACUCAUACCAAACACAACACAAGAAGUUUCUACCAAAACAAAAUUGUACUCUAUGUCCAAAUAACUAUUAAAUAGAUAAUAAACUCUAAAUUUAUAAAAUUAUUGAAAUUAUAAUUUAUUAUUAUUUUAAAACAAAAGAACAAAUCCCGCGUUUAGGGCGGGCGGGUUACAAUCUAGUAAUGUUUUAAAAUACAAAACGAUUGCAGUUAGUUUUAAAAACAUUUACUACAAAAUGGAGGAAGAUGGGCGAGGCUGGCAUGGGGAUGCUUUUGCUAUUUGGUGUGACUCAAAAUGAGUAUAUUUGAGUUUUUAUAAUCGGUGUUCUACACUUUCUAUUUAAAAACAACAAUGCCACAGCUAUUGUACAAAUGUUUUUUUUUAUCUGAAUAUAAUUUAACAUUCAUUCAGAAAAAAAAAUAGAGGAGUUUAAAAUAGUUGAUAGUGAUCUUAACUAACUAACUAACUAACAGUAGGAAUCAGUUUAUUUAUUCAGCUGAUGUUCCGAAGUAUCACAACGGAGUUUAUAGAGUCACGGGUACAUGUGAUUUUACUGGUUGCAAGAUACUACCAAGUACUAACAAUGAUGAUUUAAUCAAUGAAACAAAGGCAAACUAAGAUUCCUUAACAUGGAAACCGACCAAUCCCCCCCUAACUCGGGUGCUAUAAAUAGAAAGGAGUGUUGGUGUUCUUCCUCUGAACAACAAAAACAACCAUUCUCUCUCCAAACCCCAUCUCUCUCAUAUUUAUUAUACUUCUCACAUCCCUAAAUGGAUAAGCAUCUCAGGACGAAGCAGACCAAGACUAGUCCCAUUGUUGCUUCUUCUGCAUCUCAAGUGAGUAGUAUUGAGUGGGAAGCUCUGAAUAUGAAUCAAGAAGAAGAAGAUUUGGUCUGUCGAAUGCAUAAGCUUGUCGGUGACAGGUGGGAAUUGAUAGCUGGGAGGAUCCCAGGAAGAACUGCACAAGAAAUUGAGAGGUUUUGGGUCAUGAAGAAUAACUGAAUUAUCUAUGAAGUUUCACUGAUUAAUUUUAAUAAUUAUACCAACUUUGUAAUAAGAAAAGGUUCUUAAUCUAAAUUAUGAAUCUCAAACGGAAUUUUAUCA
This is a messenger RNA of Brassica napus (rape), 1677 nucleotides long. Its product is annotated as MYB-like transcription factor ETC3. Bases 1345 to 1575 code for a protein of 76 amino acids. The transcript is spliced from 3 exons. Lineage: Eukaryota; Viridiplantae; Streptophyta; Magnoliopsida; Brassicales; Brassicaceae. Gene Ontology annotation, cellular component: nucleus. Gene Ontology annotation, molecular function: transcription cis-regulatory region binding. The record is from RefSeq and is a predicted model, not a curated record. Gene Ontology annotation, biological process: cell differentiation.